Messenger RNA from Aspergillus fumigatus Af293, 1029 nucleotides. Its product is annotated as putative lysophospholipase A. Gene Ontology annotation, molecular function: hydrolase activity, acting on ester bonds. The record is from RefSeq and is a predicted model, not a curated record. Lineage: Eukaryota; Fungi; Ascomycota; Eurotiomycetes; Eurotiales; Aspergillaceae.
AUGAUUGCCAUAACAAGGAAUCUGGCUCUCGCGACCCUCGCGUUUGGGGCAGCAGCGCUUCCUCCGCAAUUGAGUUGCAAGAACGCGUUUGACUGGGAUGCCACCAGAUACCUACUCACCUUUGGCGACUCAUACACGUACGUCCAAGGAACACAUGGCCACCAAAACUACAGUUUCAUCGGCGACCAGCUGAACUUUGAAUAUGAUUGGAGAACGCUACUAUCCAACAAGAUUGUUCAGAACCAGACCGCCACGGCCGAGGGAGGUCCCAACUGGGUUGAGUUCCUAACAAAUUGUGGCGUCAAGAAAGGGUUGACCUCCCCACUCAGCUGUGAAAAGCAACUUUGGGACUUUGCCUUUGCUGGAGCGGACAUCUCCAUUGAAUACACUCCCCUGCACCACAACUACACCGUCUCCCUCGUCAAUCAAGUAAUACAGUACGAGCAAUACGGCCACCCGGUGCUCAAGAACAUCAUCCACCCAUCCCGCACCCUCGUCGCCAUCUGGAUUGGCAUCAACGACAUCAACGACUCCGCCAAAUACGCCGUACACUUCCCUACACUCUACAACCGCAUGAUGACCACGCUGUUCACCUCUGUCCAGACUCUCUACAACCUAGGCUACCGCUCCUACCUCUUCAUGAACCUUCCCCCUCUGGACCGAACCCCUGCCAACCAAGCACGGAGCAAUCCCUCCCCGAACGCAACCCAGAUAACCUGGUUCAACAAUGCACUAUCCCAACAUGCAAUGAGCUUUGCAAGAGCCCACCCCAACGCCACCGUCCAAGUCUUCGACGCCCAUACAGCGCUGAGUAACAUGAUGGACCAUCCGGCGCAGUAUGGAAUCGUCAACACGACGAAUUUCUGCGCAGGGUACAACCAGCCGGACAUCGAGACGAAUUACCUGGCAUAUGGGUGUCCCACACCGCUGGAUACGUACUUCUGGUUUAACUCGGGUCAUCUGACGAGCCAUGUCCACAAGGAGCUCGCGGAGAUUCUAGAGGCGCAGUUGAAGUCGUGCUCGAGGUGA